AUGCCAGAGGAGAUGCUGGAUGUCUACAACAUUCUUCCUUUUGAUAAUCCAGAUGGUGGCGUUUGGAAACAAGGGUUCGAUAUCACAUACAAUGAAAAUGAAUGGGACAGUGAACCACUUCAAGUUUUUGUGGUGCCUCACUCACAUAAUGAUCCAGGUUGGCUGAAGACUUUUGAUGAUUACUUCAGAGAUCAGACACAGCAUAUUCUAAAUAACAUGGUCAUAAAACUGCAAGAAGACAAACGAAGGAAGUUUAUAUGGUCUGAGAUUUCUUACUUUUCAAAAUGGUGGGAUGGAAUAGACAGCCAAAAAAAGGAUGCUGUUAAAAGGUUAAUAAAGGAUGGACAAUUUGAAAUAGUAACAGGAGGAUGGGUUAUGCCUGAUGAAGCCUCUGCUCAUUAUUUUGCUGUAAUUGACCAAAUGAUAGAAGGACAUCAAUGGCUAGAAAAGAACCUUGGAGUAAAACCAAAGUCUGCUUGGGCAGUUGAUCCUUUUGGGCAUUCACCAACAAUGGCCUACCUUCUGAAACGCACAGGAUUUCCCAAUAUGCUUAUACAAAGAGUUCAUUAUUCAAUCAAAAAACAUUUUUCAGCACAAAAGACACUAGAAUUUUUUUGGAGACAGAACUGGGAUUUGGGAUCCAGUACAGAUAUUCUUUGUCAUAUGAUGCCUUUCUAUAGCUAUGAUAUUCCCCAUACUUGUGGUCCGGAUCCGAAAAUCUGCUGCCAGUUUGAUUUCAAACGUCUUCCCGGAGGAAGAAUAAGUUGUCCUUGGAGAGUUCCACCAGAAGCCAUUCAUGCUGGAAAUGUUCAACACAGGGCUUGGAUUAUUUUAGAUCAAUACAGAAAGAAGUCAAAGCUUUUCCGCACUAAAGUUCUGUUGGCUCCGCUAGGGGAUGAUUUCCGCUAUGCUGAGAGCUCAGAAUGGGAUCAGCAGUUCCAGAAUUAUCAAAAACUGUUUGAUUAUAUGAAUUCUCGUCCUGAGUGGCAUGUUAAGGCCCAGUUUGGAACUUUAUCGGAUUACUUUGAAGCUCUGCAUAAGGAAACCAGUUUGCGUGAGAAGAACAGCAAUUCAUUUUUUCCUGUUUUAAGUGGAGACUUCUUCACCUAUGCAGACAGAGAUCAUCAUUACUGGAGUGGAUACUUUACAUCACGACCCUUCUAUAAACACCUAGAUAGAGUCCUGGAAUCCUACAUACGGGCAGCUGAAAUUCUCUAUUCCUUGGCUUUGGUACAGUCCAGUAGAUCUGAGAAAAUGAGUGUAUUUCCUUCAGCAGAAAGCUAUAAAUUGCUGACAGAAGCUAGGAGGAACCUUGGACUCUUUCAGCAUCAUGAUGCCAUUACAGGAACAGCCAAAGAUUGGGUUGUUGUGGAUUAUGGCACUAGGCUUUUCCAUUCAAUAAUGAACUUGAAGAAAGUGAUAGUUGACUCUGUUCAUAUUCUUAUUCUAAAGGAUAGCAGUGCUUAUAAUUAUGAUGCAUCAGCUCCAUUCCUGAAGAUGGAUGAUGUUCAGGCUUCCCAAGACUCGUUGCCACGCAAGACAGUUAUAAAGCUGACUCAGGUGCCUAGAUAUUUAACUAAAAUUAUUUUAACUCUGUCAAAAUAUCCCCUCAGUUUCUUCAGUGGAAGAGGAUUGCUUGGAGGGAUGGGUGUGUUUGAACUUCUUGUCGUGCAGCUUGAGCUGUCAGCUGCAGGUGAAGGAUAUGUUGACAGUGUCCACAGUGUGUGUGCCAAGAAUUUCUGUCUGCGUUGUUUCCUGGAGGCAGCAGUGCAGAGGAUCAUGAUACAUGACCAUAUAACUGAAUUGACUGCCUGGACCUACUUGGAUUUUCUAGUACUGUUUGGCACAACAUGCUGA
Molecule: messenger RNA, 1857 nt
Organism: Acanthisitta chloris (rifleman)
Lineage: Eukaryota; Metazoa; Chordata; Aves; Passeriformes; Acanthisittidae
Product: alpha-mannosidase 2-like
Exons: 13
Coding region: 1-1857 (618 amino acids)
Biological process (GO): mannose metabolic process; protein deglycosylation; N-glycan processing
Cellular component (GO): Golgi membrane
Molecular function (GO): alpha-mannosidase activity
Source: RefSeq, a predicted model, not a curated record